This is a messenger RNA of Kluyveromyces lactis, 573 nucleotides long. RefSeq names its product putative GTPase RHB1 (gene RHB1). Gene Ontology annotation, biological process: small GTPase-mediated signal transduction. Bases 1 to 573 code for a protein of 190 amino acids. Gene Ontology annotation, cellular component: plasma membrane. The record is from RefSeq and is a predicted model, not a curated record. Lineage: Eukaryota; Fungi; Ascomycota; Saccharomycetes; Saccharomycetales; Saccharomycetaceae. Gene Ontology annotation, molecular function: GTPase activity; GDP binding; GTP binding. The transcript has a single exon.
AUGUCAGUCAGGGAUAGAAAGAUUAUUGUCUUGGGGUCGCGGAAUGUCGGCAAGACAACUUUAUUGGUACAACUUACAGAGUCUCAUUUUGUCGAAUCGUAUUAUCCAACGAUCGAGAAUCAGUUCAUACAUGAAUUCGUAUUAAAGAAACCCAACGGAACCGAGUUAAAAUUUAACCUAGAUAUCGUGGAUACGUCAGGACAAGAUGAAUUCUCUAUGAUCAAUGCCAAGUCUAUGCUUGGUGUUGCAGGGUGUAUCUUGAUGUACAGCGUUGCGAAUAGACAUAGUUUUGAGAUAGUUGAGUUGAUCAGAGACAAAAUGUUAGAUAUGCUUGGAUUAUUGGAGCUACCCAUGGUUCUAGUUGGGAAUAAGAUCGAUCUUGAUAGGCAAGUAAGUUAUAAAGAGGGUGAAGAGUUGGCUAAACGGUUAAAAUGCGGAUUUGUGGAAAUCUGUGUAAAGCAAGGUUCUGGUAUCGAGAUGCCGUUCAAGACGCUAAUACAGAAGAUCGAAGGGUAUGAAGACGGUAAUACUAAGGCUGAUCAGGGCCAGUCAGAGGGCUGCAGUAUUAUGUAG